AUGGCAGUCGAGAGUUCCCUCAAAAGGAAAGUUCAUGGUCCAACCAAAUCUUGGGGCAAAGUGGUGCCCAAGAAAAAGAAGACCAAGUGGAAAUAUGUUUAUCAGAAGAGGCUGGCUUUGGAAAGGGAAUUAGCUCAGAAUGUCCUAGACUGUAAGGAUAUUAUGGAUCUUAUUCAAGAGGCUGGUUUAAUGAAGACUAUGACUCAGUUUUCAAAGUUCUAUGAGAUGUUGGUAAAGGAAUUUAUUGUUAAUUUGUCUGAAGAAUGUGCUGAUGGCAAGUCUAAGGAAUUCAGGAAAGUGUAUGUGAGAGGCAAGUGUGUAAAUUUCUCUCCUUCAGUGAUCAACAAGUAUUUGGGAAGGCCUGAUGAAGCUCAACCUGAGCUUGAGGUGACUGACAACAAAAUAUGUCAAGUCAUCACUUCUAAUCAGGUAAGGAAGUGGCCUCUCAAAGGAAAAUUGGUGGCAAGUAAACUGAGUGUCAAGUAUGCAAUGCCGCACAAGAUUGGAGCUGCUAACUGGGUGCCCACCAAUCAUAAAUCUACAGUUGCUGUAAUUAUUGGAAAGUUUAUAUAUGUUGUUGGAACCAAAUCCAAAUUUGACUAUGGCUCCUAUAUUUUUGAUCAAACUUUGAAGCAUACAGGAAGCUUCAGUGUGAAGGGUCCUAUAGCCUUUCCUUCUCUCAUCUGUGGUAUUAUUUUGAAUCAGUUUCCAAACAUCUUAACUGAGAAUGAUUCUGUGAAGAAAAGAGACAACCCUAUGUAUUUCAAUCAUAAGAUGUUCCUAGGUACCCAUGUCCCUGACAUUGUCAUGACAUCAGGUGAGACAUCACGUGUAAGCAAUCAGCCAGGUAAAGCUGCUGUCAUUGCAAUGCUCAAAGAAACUUGCAGGGAAUUAGAGGCAAGGAAGCUAAACUUGGAAAAUUUGAUUAGCUCUUUGGAGAUGACUGAAGGUGAUGUGCUAGCUGAUGGUGGAGAAUUUGGUGAAGCUGUUGUUGUUGCAGAAGAUGCUGAAAGAUAA
Messenger RNA from Lathyrus oleraceus (garden pea), 1017 nucleotides. RefSeq lists its product as uncharacterized. The record is from RefSeq and is a predicted model, not a curated record. The transcript has 2 exons. The coding region runs from base 1 to 1017 and encodes 338 amino acids. Lineage: Eukaryota; Viridiplantae; Streptophyta; Magnoliopsida; Fabales; Fabaceae.